AAAUACUCCCAUCACACCUUUUUUUUUUUUUUUAAUCUUUUGUUCUUUUCACUCUUUUCAAGAUUUUCAAAUUUUAAGUAAACAAAGUGUAUUAGUAGAUUGUGGAGUAUUUGGAUGAUGAGUGAAGGACAUAAAGAGAAAAUCAUGGCUGAGGUUGUUGAUAAUGAUGAAAAAAUUGGUGUUUGUGAAAAAGAAUUUGUCAUUUCAACACCUAAGAUCGAGAGGUCAUCCAUGAUUACUGAAGAAACAACACAUGCUAAACAUUGGAGGAAACCAAACCUAUCAUUGGACAUACCUUCAAGAACGUUAGACGCCUCUCCUCAAGAGUUAGUUCAGAUUAAAAGACCAUUCACGCCUACACCGAAGAGGGUGAAUUUCCUUUUGACACCCAGUACUUGUGAUUCAAGAAUAACUACUUCAUCACCUGGUCCCUCCCCGUGUCGUGGAAAAUCAACUAUUAGAAACCUUUUCCCUAAACUGAGCUUGAAAUCACGUAUGAAUUCGGAUACAGAGAAGAUAACUGUCCCAGAUUCAGGUCCAGCUGCUGCAGUUGUGCCACAACAAGAGAAGGUAUCCAUUUCAAGGUCAUGGUCACUUUCUAAAAUGUUUACGCCUCGUAUCAAGAGGACCUCGUCUUUGCCCGUUACACCAAUUGCUCAUUCAAAUCCAGAGUCUAUUAGUGGAAGCAUGAGCAACUCUCUAACACUUGGUACAAAGGAAACACAUGUGUGCAUUUCACGAUCGAUGUCUUUACCAGUCAUUAACAAAGAAAAAGAGGGAAGCAAUAGGAGAGUAGAAUUUUUCUUUCGAGUUAUUCCUUCAACGCCUCAAGUGAAGGAUGUGGAUUCUUCCUCAGUUCCAGCUACGAGUCCAGCGAAAGUACCUGAGGAUAAUGAGCAGGGUGGUGAAGAUAUACCAGAAGAGGAAGCUGUUUGUCGAAUUUGCCUAGUUGAGUUGUGUGAAGGCGGAGAGACACUUAAGAUGGAAUGCAGCUGCAAAGGCGAACUUGCUUUGGCUCAUCAAGAAUGUGCUUUAAAAUGGUUUAGUAUUAAAGGUAACAAGACAUGUGAUGUGUGCAAACAAGAAGUCAAGAAUCUCCCCGUUACACUCUUGCGUAUGCAAAGUGUUCGAAAUGCAAAUGCAGGAUCCAAUAGGUUCAGACAUAUGGAAUUAAAUGGACACAGGGUUUGGCAGGAAUUACCAAUUCUUGUCAUUGUCAGCAUGCUUGCCUACUUUUGUUUUCUUGAGCAGCUACUGGUUGGGAAAAUGGGUACCGGUGCAAUUGCUAUUUCACUUCCCUUUUCUUGUGUACUAGGCCUACUCGCGUCAAUGACAUCUUCAACUAUGGUUAAGCGAAGGUUUGUUUGGGUAUAUGCAUUGGUCCAAUUCGCCCUAGUAGUACUAUUUGCACAUAUCUUCUACUCUUUGGUUCGCGUGCAACCAGUUCUUUCGAUUCUGCUAUCAACAUUUGCUGGCUUUGGAGUUGCAAUGAGUGCAAGUUCGUUACUCGUUGAGUUCUUUAGAUGGAAAAGGCGACGAGCAGCCUUGUUAGAACAGCAGCAAAAUGCAGAGAUGAUUUUGCCUCCAGGAGGAUGGCCACAGAUGAAUCAACCUGCUACAACGUCUCGUGUAGGUCCUCAAAAUCAUCAGCACGAUAUAGAAAAUCCCGAGACGUUUAGUUGGAGCUAGAUUGUGUCUUAUGUUACUGUUAUAGCCAAAAAAGAGUUGAGUGAUUUGUUCAUACAGAGUUGUGGAGAUUGAUGUUUAGUACAAAUUAGAAGUUUAUUGUGUUCUACUACAGGAAAAACAGAAAUAGUUGAUGUUGUUGUUUGUAUUGCUGAAAGAAUAUGUAAAAAGUGAAAUGCAUAUAUAAGUAGAAGAGAGUAUAGAAAGGUGUUUU
Solanum stenotomum is the source of this 1900-nucleotide messenger RNA. RefSeq lists its product as uncharacterized. Gene Ontology annotation, molecular function: zinc ion binding. The transcript has 8 exons. The coding region runs from base 115 to 1689 and encodes 524 amino acids. The record is from RefSeq and is a predicted model, not a curated record. NCBI's taxonomy places the organism in Eukaryota, Viridiplantae, Streptophyta, Magnoliopsida, Solanales, Solanaceae.